AUGCAGUUCACUACCGCCUUCCUUGCUUCUGCCGCAGCCAUGACUGCUUCUGCUCUGCCCCAGGCCGGCGUCACUAUUCCUGAGAACGCCCGUUUCGGUCUCAUCACCAUCCGCUCCGGCUCGCCCAUCCAGAACCUUCCCAUCCAGGCUGCCGCAAGGGGUCUUUACGUUGGCCUGCCUUCCCAGAACUCCACCUGCGAUGUGGAACGCGACACCAACUAUGCCACCUUCUACCUCGAGGACACUGAGCUCCACCUUCACGCAGCAUCUGCGUACCCACAGACCAUGUUCGUGGAUCGAUCCGGCAUGGGUCAAGGUAUCGUCGGUUACACAUCAGGCGCCGAGCCCGUUGUAAGGAACGGCGAGAGGAAGGGCUGGGCGCUCAACGAGAACAACGAGCUCGAAUUCAACGGCGUCGGCCUCCAGGCAUGCCCCAACGCCAUUGACGGCGCAUGGCGUCUCUGGCUCGCGGGCUCCUCUAACCCCGGCGGAUACACCAACUGCACUGGUGUGUCUGCUGUGGCUUACAAGACUGAUAACCCCAUCAGCUGCUUGUACACCCAGGAGUGGAACCCCACUUCCGCUUAG
This is a messenger RNA of Periconia digitata, 588 nucleotides long. NCBI's taxonomy places the organism in Eukaryota, Fungi, Ascomycota, Dothideomycetes, Pleosporales, Periconiaceae. The record is from the annotation of a GenBank genome assembly.